Molecule: messenger RNA, 1512 nt
Organism: Amphimedon queenslandica
Lineage: Eukaryota; Metazoa; Porifera; Demospongiae; Haplosclerida; Niphatidae
Product: bifunctional polynucleotide phosphatase/kinase-like
Exons: 4
Coding region: 103-1329 (408 amino acids)
Biological process (GO): DNA repair
Cellular component (GO): nucleus
Molecular function (GO): double-stranded DNA binding; ATP-dependent polydeoxyribonucleotide 5'-hydroxyl-kinase activity; polynucleotide 3'-phosphatase activity
Source: RefSeq, a predicted model, not a curated record
UGGGUGUUAGCUGUCGUGGCGCAAUUACCAUUGGGCUAAAGUAAACUAUAAAGGACGGAAUUAAGAAACAGGUUGUAUUUCUUUCUGUGCAGAGUAUCCUCAAUGUCAGGAAAGAGAAAGAGGGGUGACGUGGGCGGGGCUAAUAAAAAACCAAGAACUAAUUUAAAAUUCAAACUGAGCUGGAGGGAGGAGGGAGAGCUAAAACCAGGAGUACCCAGUCUAGUGUACCUUGACGGGUCUGAUGCCACACCCUCUAAGAGUGUCGCUGGGUUUGAUAUCGACUGGACUAUCAUUCGGACUAAAAGUGGACGAAAGUUUCCAACAGGACCGAGCGACUGGACCUUCUUUGAUCCGAAAGUUUCCGUCAAGCUAAAGGAACUUUACGAAGAAGGAAAGAAAGUUGUGUUUUUUACAAAUCAAGGAGGAAUUGAGAAAGGUAACACUACAAUUAAAGAGUUGCAAGAUAAAUAUGAAGACAUCAUUAACAGUCUGGACAUACCAGUUCAAAUAUUUAUAUCAACCGGUAAUGAUCACUACAGGAAACCAGGACCUCUUAUGUGGGAGUAUAUGGAGAAGAAUUGUAAUGGAGGGACCAGUAUUGAUCAAUCAUCCUCACUGUAUGUUGGAGAUGCAGCUGGAAGGAAGAAGGACUGGAUCAAAGGGAAGCCAAAGGAUUUCUCUUGCUCUGAUCGGAUGUUUGCCGCUAAUGUGGGUGUGCCUUUUUAUACUCCCGAGACCUUCUUUCAAGGACUCAAGGAAGCUGGUUUUGAGUGGGGGAGCUUGAAUGUCACAGAGUUUUUAAAAACAACCCAAGGAAAAAUCCAACCUGAAAAACUACACAGGGAUGAACAAGAGGUUGUACUCUUGGUUGGUCGACCUGCUUCUGGUAAAACCACAGUUGCUAAGCGUUACUUUACUCCUCGUGGAUACACACAGGUCAAUCGGGAUACUCUGGGGACUAAAGAGAAAUGUUUGAAAGUAGCAGCGGAGGGAUUGAAGAAUAAAAAGAGCAUAGUGGUUGACAACACUAACCCAAAGAGGGAAGACAGAAAGGCUUACAUUGACCUAGCAAAGAAGAGCAGUGUCCCUGUACGAUGUAUUCGCUUGAAAGUAUCACCAGAACUCUCAUACCACCUCAACAUGUACCGGCAGAAUAAGAGCAAAGGUGUAGAGAGACGUGUACCAAUGGUAGCCUAUAGGACCUUUGAUAAGUACUUUGAAGAACCGAAAGUCUCUGAGGGUUUUUCAGAAGUGAUUGAACUUGAUUUUGUUCCGUCAUUUGAGUCAGAAGAAGAUGAAGGUAUGUUCAAGCAAUGGACUAACAUGUAGUCCUAACUUAUCAAUGAGUAGAGUAACAGUAACUUAUUAUUAUAUUAACUAUUCUUUGUAAUAGCUACUUUAUUGUUAUUAUUAUUAUUAUUAUUAUUAUUAUUAUUAUUAUUAUUAACAACUACUCUUGUUAUUAAUUAUUCUAGAAAAUAUAAAAAACAGCUUAUCAUCUUGGCCUAAACC